AUGACCUCGAUGGCCGACACGCCGACGCUGACGUCGACGCGGUCGCGGUCGAGCAUGCCGCCAACGCCUAUUGGGGCGACCCCGCCGUCGUCGCCAGUGGGCAGAGUACCGGUGCUACCGCCGCUCGUCGUGCCGGUGGUUCCCCCGCCGAGCCAACGGACUUGGCACCAGUCCCAGCAGCCACUGUCGCCGCCGCAACCGCAACAGCAACAGCAACCUCUACCACCGCAGCAGCAGUCCCCCCGACCACCUGUGUACCACUGGCCAGUGGACACAAACCUCGAGUACGACAGGUCCGAGCGCCGGAGCGCGCUGUACGCGGCAGCGACCGACGCCGAGGGAUUCCGCUCACGGGGUGACAAGGUGGCGACACCCACGCUACCCCCAUACACGAUCGCUGCGCGCCCCGUGGUCCGCCCACCGAGCGGCACGUUCUCCGCCGGGUCAGCGCGCGGCGCACCAUCCCGCAUGUCGAGCACGACGAUGGACCACACGCCGGACCAGUGGCGCGAGGAUGUCUUUCGGCGAGAGGAAGCCCUGGCACGCCGGGAAGAGGACAUCACAAGGCGGGAGGAGCAGCGGAUCCGGCGCGAAGAGGUGCUCGGGCACCGCGAGGAUGUCGUUGCCCGGCGCGAGGAGAGCCUUGGAGAAAGAGAGAAGGAGGCGCGCCGGCGCGAAGAGCACCUUGGCGCGCGGGAGGAGAUCCUCACCCGCGCAGAGGAGGACGUUGCGCGACAGCGCGCGGCGGUCGACGAGCGGGCCGAGGCGCUCGCUGCGCGCGAAGCGGCCGCGCGCUCAGACCCAGGCCACGGGCGCGCCGAGCGGGAGCGCUCCGACCUGCCGUACGUCGCGAGCGCCGUGUCGAUGAGCGAGCUCGAGCGGUCGUACGCCGCGGCGUAUGAGCGGCGGGUGAGCGCCGACAGCCGGUACGAUCCCGCGCCGGUACGCCAGCGCAGCUCGGACUCGCGCGAGCUCGAGCACCUCCAGCUAGCGCCCGCGCCCACCCCGGCACAGCAGGUACAGGCGCAAUAUGCCGCCUCGUCGGCCAGCCACCGCACGUACGGGCCCAAGGCGUACGCGACCGACGACGCGGCGGCCAUCGCUACCGCGUACGCCGCCGCCACAGCGCGCGCAGCGAGCACGGCCGCAGCGACGCUGGCGGUGCGCUCUGCGCCUGCUUCGCGGCGCCAGUCGACCGAGACGCUGGCAUUUCCGACGGCUACCCCUCACCCGGGGUACAGCAGCCGCGUGGCGAGCGUACCCCUCGAGGCUGCGCCCCGCCCAGUGGCCACGCGCGCGCUCACGCUACCCACCCUCCCGACGCCGACGGCCACACCGAUGCCGACGCUGUACGCGCCCAAGCCGCACCACUACCACGCGCACCCCCCGCCGAUCCUGACGGAUCUGCUGGAUUCCGAGAGCUCCGCGAGCGACGGCGGCGACUUGUCCGCGCCGCCGGUCCCGCCCCGCCCUACGGGCCCGCCAAGCCUGCAGGUCUGGCCGGCACAGCACAUAAGCUUCAGCGUCGACGCGCACGCCCGCGACGCGCGCUUCACCGGCCCGAAUCGCCGCACGAGCGCGUCCACCGAUGGCUCGUGGUCGACGCGCACGCCGCGGCCGCUGUCCGACCUCGAGGACGACGACGCCGCGCCGCACCGCGACAGUGUAGCGAGCCAGGCGUCCAACCCGCCUCCGCCACCGCAGGGCCACGCGCCGCGCGGGCCAUGGGCGCAGAGUAACGGCCACGCGCACGCGCUCAAGCUUGACGCCGUGCUGGCGGACCAUGUCGUCGUCGCCAAGGACGCGAUCGAGGUCGACACCAGCGCAAGCAGCGGCACGAGCUCGCACCAUUCUGACCCGCCCCCACCGCCGGCGCCGCGCGCUCCGCGGCGCGAAGACAGCGUGCCCAUCUCGCCCAAGACGACGACGGCGCCGCCCAUGGCCGUCCCGCCCCCGCCGAAAGCGCCCACCCCGUACCCUCCCCCGCCGAGCCCUAACCCCCCUCCGCCGGCCACUCCGCCGACACAGGCCAAGUCUGUGAUGGGGAGCCCGCCUGCGCCGAGCGCGAACAACCUGCCGGCGCCCCGAAACCCACCUGCACCGCCCGCACCGCCGACGACCAGUGCCAUCGCGCGCGGGCUGACGCGGCUCGGGGCCGCGCCGCGCGGCAGGCGGCCCGCACCCCCCAGCCAGUCUUCCCGGUCGACAUAG
Vanrija pseudolonga is the source of this 2211-nucleotide messenger RNA. Its product is annotated as Reticulocyte-binding protein 2 a. The coding region runs from base 1 to 2211 and encodes 736 amino acids. The transcript is spliced from 2 exons. The record is from RefSeq and is a predicted model, not a curated record. Lineage: Eukaryota; Fungi; Basidiomycota; Tremellomycetes; Trichosporonales; Trichosporonaceae.